Molecule: messenger RNA, 747 nt
Organism: Pteronotus mesoamericanus
Lineage: Eukaryota; Metazoa; Chordata; Mammalia; Chiroptera; Mormoopidae
Product: 40S ribosomal protein SA-like
Exons: 2
Coding region: 1-666 (221 amino acids)
Biological process (GO): ribosomal small subunit assembly; cytoplasmic translation
Cellular component (GO): ribosome; cytosolic small ribosomal subunit; 90S preribosome
Molecular function (GO): structural constituent of ribosome
Source: RefSeq, a predicted model, not a curated record
AUGAGUGCAGAAAGAAUUAACACGGGCCAGCGAGCUGUGCUGAAGUUUGCUGCUGCCACCGGAGCCACUCCCAUUGCCGGCCGCUUCACUCCUGGCACCUUCACUAACCAGAUCCAGGCGGCCUUCCGGGAGCCGAGACUUCUGGUGGUUACUGACCCCAGGGCUGACCACCAGCCUCUCACCGAAGCGUCCUAUGUUAACCUGCCUACCAUUGCUCUGUGUAACACAGACUCUCCUCUGCGCUAUGUGGACAUUGCCAUCCCUUGCAACAACAAGGGGGCUCACUCAGUGGGUCUGAUGUGGUGGAUGCUGGCCCGGGAAGUUCUGUGCAUGCGCGGCACCAUCUCCCGUGAACACCCAUGGGAGGUCAUGCCUGAUCUCUACUUCUACAGAGGCCCUGAAGAGAUUGAGAAGGAGGAGCAGGCAGCUGCUGAAAAGGUUGUGACCAAGGAGGAAUUUCAGGGCGAAUGGACGGCUCCGGCUCCUGAGUUCACUGCGGCGCAGCCUGAGGUCGCUGACUGGUCUGAAGGCGUGCAGGUGCCCUCUGUGCCUAUUCAGCAGUUUCCUACUGAAGACUGGAGCGCUCAGCCUGCCACUGAAGACUGGUCUGCAGCCCCCACUGCGCAGGCCACUGAAUGGGUAGGAACAACCACUGAGUGGUCUUAAGCUGGUCUUCCACAGACUCUUCUAACAGAAUGGAAAUAAGGCUGGUGGAAAAUAAACAGUUUCUAAAAAAAUAAAAAAUAA